UUUAAGUUUAACCCGUAGAGUGGUGGGAGGCAGUGUUGUUUCAUGCGUGGUCCUCGGCAGGAGAGGAGCAUAGUGCUGCAUUCAAGCUCUCUAGGUCCGACGCCAUGGCGGAGACGAUUGAAUCUAACGCUGAAGUUCCAGUUUCAGACGAAGGGAAUACGAUUAAUGGAGAUGAACUGAUGCCUGACCUUCCUCACAACCCUACUUCCACUUCCUCUGACUCUGAUUCUGAUUCUGAGGACGACGAAUCCGACCAAAAGCUCCAGCUCCAGCUCCACACUCUUCAAUCCGAGCUCUCCACCAACCCCUCCAACUACGACGCUCAUGUCCAAUGUAUAAAGCUUUUGAGGAAAAUGGGUGACCUUGACAACCUGAGGAAAGCAAGGGAAGCAAUGAGUGAGAUAUUCCCAUUGACCCCUCCCAUGUGGCAGGAAUGGGCCAAGGACGAAGCAUCUAUCAGUACUACUGGGCCAGAGGCUCUUGCUGCAAUCGAGAAGCUAUACGAGCGAGGGGUGUCUGAUUAUCUGUCGGUUUCUCUUUGGUGUGACUACUUAAAUUUUGUUCAAGAAUACAAUCCAUUGGUGCGAGAUUGUGCAACUUCUGGAAUUAAAAAGGCUAGAGAUUUAUUUGAACGUGCUCUUACAGCUGCUGGUUUGCAUUUUACCGAUGCUGAAGAAUUAUGGGAAGCAUAUAGAAAAUUUGAGAAAGCCGUAUAUCAAUCCAUUGAUGAAACUGAUAUUCAG
Momordica charantia (bitter melon) is the source of this 743-nucleotide messenger RNA. Lineage: Eukaryota; Viridiplantae; Streptophyta; Magnoliopsida; Cucurbitales; Cucurbitaceae. The record is from RefSeq and is a predicted model, not a curated record.